UAAAAUAAGAGAAAAGCUAUAAAAUAAAAAAAAACUGUUCGUGUCAAUUUCUUGUAUAUUAUUUUUCUUUUAUUUGACAAAUUAAUCAUAUUUAUUUAAAUAUAAGAAAUAUAUAUUUCAUCUCAUUAGGUAUUAAAGUAUGUGUAUAUAUUAAGAUUUCCUAACAAAACAGUGUAAAUAAAAAGAAAAUCGAUAUGAACAAAAUUUUAUAAAAUAUCGUGUGUAUGUGUGAAUGAAUGUGUGGUGGAAACAGUCUCUGAGGCCGCUAUAACGGGUCAACAAAAAUAAGCGGAAUACAAAUUAUUAGUGCAAUAAAGAUAUAAAUUAGUAUGAACAUUUAUUAUCAAGAUGGAGAGAAGAGUUAAAUUGAAAUCUAUUAAUCCUCACAUAACAUGUAAAAUAUGUGGAGGAUAUUUCAUUGAUGCCACCACAGUUACAGAAUGUUUACAUACCUUUUGUAAAAGUUGUUUGGUUAAACAUCUGGAAGAGAAGAAGACCUGUCCUACCUGCGAAAAUGUUAUACAUCAAUCUCACCCGCUUCAGUAUAUUAGCUUUGAUCGGACAAUGCAAGAUAUUGUUUACAAAUUAGUGCCAAAUCUGCAAGAAGAUGAAAUGCGUAGAGAGCGUGAUUUUUACAAAAGUCGUAAUAUGGCCUGUCCAAAAGAUUUACCACAAAAUCAUGAUGACGACAAUGAAAAGGUUAUGGAAGCCCAUGCUGAAUCAGAUUUCCAUAGAUUGGACGAACAAGUGAAUGUAUGUUUGGAAUGCAUGAGUAACAAUUUUAAAAGUCUGCAGAGACGUUUUAUACGCUGCAGUUCUCAGGCAACGAUUACGCACCUGAAAAAGUUGGUGGCAAAAAAGAUAUUAAAUGGCAUUGACAAAUAUAGAGAGAUUGACAUAUUGUGCAAUGAGGAAUUGUUGGGCAAGGAUCAUACAUUAAAAUUUGUUUAUGUUACCCGUUGGCGUUUUCGAGAACCUCCUUUACGUUUGCAGUUUCGUCCUAGAGUAGAAAUUUAGUUUAAACACACUAUUAUAUUAUGUCUUAAUAUUUUACGUAAUUUUAAAAAAUAACUACUGUAAUAAAUCGUAUAGUUAAGCCAGAGUUAUCUAUAUAUACAUAUUAAAAUUUAUAAUACAUAUAUAUAUAUUUAUUUAUAAACUAAUAAUUUAAUUCAUAGCUUUUAUUACGAGUCUUAUUUUAAAUAGAUUUUUAUUUUUAUAUAUAGUAUGCUUUAAUGAUGAUUAUACUAAAACCCCUCUACUAUUAUAUUAUAAUUUUAUACUUCCUUUCACAAAACCUGAUUUUAUUUUUUUAAUACACAUUUACAUUUUUUUGAAUCAAAAAAUAUAUAUGUAUAAACGUAUAUUUCUUUUUACUUCCUUUCAUAAAACCUGAUUUUUUUUUUAUACACAUUUACAUUUUUUUAAUCAAAAACUAUAUAUAAAUAUAUUUUUCUUUUAAUUUUUAUUUUUAUACAUACUUCCAUUAUGAUUUCAAACAAACUUUAUACAAAGAAAAUAGUUUUAUAUAUUUAUAUAUAUUUUGUAUAUACACAAUAAAAAUCUAUUAGAUAAAUAAAUGAUAAUUUAUAAAAAAUUAAGAAAAUAAUAAAUAAAA
Molecule: messenger RNA, 1618 nt
Organism: Calliphora vicina (urban bluebottle blowfly)
Lineage: Eukaryota; Metazoa; Arthropoda; Insecta; Diptera; Calliphoridae
Gene: l(3)73Ah
Product: lethal (3) 73Ah
Exons: 4
Coding region: 349-1017 (222 amino acids)
Biological process (GO): regulation of transcription by RNA polymerase II
Cellular component (GO): PRC1 complex
Source: RefSeq, a predicted model, not a curated record